UCAGGAUCCUUGAGAGUGGAAGCGGAUGAACUUCCGCUUGGGCUGCAGCGCGCCGUUCACACCGGGAGGAUGAACAACCCGAAACAUAGCCCCCGAUUCCAGAAGCCCAGAGGACGCACGAGGAUCAUACAAUGCAUCUACGUGGUGGGCUUCAUGGACUUGUUUGGCGUGAGCAUGAUCAUACCGCUGCUGAGCCAUCACGUGAAGGGCCUCGGAGCGAGCCCCACCGUGGCCGGUGUCGUCGGCUCUACGUACGGGAUGCUGCAGCUCUUCUCAAGCACGAUCGUCGGGAGCUGGAGUGACGUGGUGGGCCGCCGGUACUCCCUGCUGACCUGCCUGCUGCUGAGCGCCGUCGGCUACGGCCUGCUCGGCAUGUCCACCAGCAUCACUUUGUUCGUGCUCGCACGGAUCCCCGUGGGGCUGUUCAAGCACUCCCUGUCCAUCUGCAGAGCGCUGCUGUCUGACCUGGUGUCUGAGUCGGAGCGCCCUCUGGUCAUGGGACACUUCAACGCAGCCUCCAGCGUUGGCUUCAUCCUGGGUCCCAUGGUGGGCGGCUACCUCACGGAGCACGAAGGAGGCUUUUACACUUCCUGCUUUACCUGUGCCGUCAUCUUCCUCACCAAUGCAGGGCUUGUGUGGAUGCUACCAUGGGCCGAGACGUUAAUUCGCCAUGAGGGCACGGACUCCGGCAACGACGCAAGCAAAGGUUGUCAUGACAACGACCGCAGCGAGUUUGUUCCCAAUGGCUCUCAUGCAAAUAGUCACCACCCGGUGUUGGCAGCAGAGACGGACUCCAGAGCUCCGGGGAAGCACCGAGGUCACCUCAGGUGGUGGGAGGUGUCCCUGCUGCAGCCUGCCUGGAGACAGCUGUCCUCAGUGGGCUCCAAGAUCUACAUGGUGGCCUCCUCGGACAUGUGGGACCUCUUCCUCAUGCGUCUCCUGAUGGCUUUAGCUAUCAUUCUCUACCACAGUAACUUCUCUCUGGCGAUGGAGGAGCGUUUCUCACUUAAACCAAAGGUGACGGGCUAUCUGAUCAGCUACAGCAGUACCUUAGGGGCCCUGGCUGGCUUCCUGGUGGGGCCCGUCACCCGGCUGUAUGGGAACAACAUGCCUGCGCUGCUGCUCCACUCCACAGUUCUCACCUGCGGACUCAUUUUCCUGUACGCCGCCGCGCCCAGCGUGUCGCAGGUGGUGCUCAGCUCCACCUUCUUUGCCAUUUCCACCACUAUCGGACGGACAUGCAUCACAGACAUGGAGCUGCACAGGGGAGGGGUCCAGGCCAGCGGGACUCUGAUCGGAGCCGGGCAGUCAGUUACAGCGGUCGGUCGAGUCCUGGCCCCUCUCCUCUCCGGUCUGGCCCAGGAGUUCAGCCCUUGUGGGCCCCCCAGUCUGGGAGUGGUCUUAGCUCUUGCAGCUGUAGGUCUGAUGCUCAUUCGGAUCCCCAAAUGGGACAGGAAAGGGAUGACGAAAGAAAGCAAAACUCUUGACUGACUGGUUGAAUUUGCAAUCCUUCCAAAAUCUACCCCACUGCUCUUAUUUUGAAGGCAGCCCAGUGUGAAGUUGUGUGAAGACAAACAGCCGGCUCGCAGCGGGGAGGAUAUUGUUCUGCUCGAAUACCUCUGGCGGUCGUAUCUGCAGGUGCAACAUCAUCACAGGGUCCAGGUGGCUCUUCACCACCAGCGCUGCAGCAGAGCUCUCAGGAGAAGAGGUUUCAAAACUCAAGCAAACAUUGAGGUGAAGUUCUAGCUGAGAAGUCUAAUCUGCUUCCCCCGUGCUGAAGUUUGACGCCAACAGAAAGGUGAUGGCCUUGGGACCGCUUGGAAACAAUGCACACUUGAAUUGUAUUUCUUUUUUUUUUUAACCACUGACAUUGUACAACAUCCUGGUUGGAGUUACUGUGAACCUGCUGAUGAUACACUAAAGUUCAAAAUAACUUAUUCUGAUUCAAAGGGUUACCUUGCAGGCGGUAACGCUUAGUUCAUAAAUGAGCUGAGCCAAAGUAGGUCACGUUGUUGUUGUUGUUUAGGAGAAGGCAAGUUAGCCGUAAUUAGUUUGAAACAUUUUACCUCAAUGCCAGUCGUUUCUAUUAAUGCACUACAUCCAAAAUGGUUCCUACGGUGGUAUAUGACUAAAUGUUUGUUCUUAAUUUUUACUUUUUAAAAAAAAAAUUCUUAGGAUAUGUUUAAUUUCUUUUUGUAACAAAACAACAACAAAAAAGGGGGGGGACGGGACGACAUAUGCUGAUUUUCAGGCUCACACAUGUAUCUUUGGUUUCUACUGGAAUAUUUUUUACAAGCUGUCUUGUUCAAAACACAUUAUUGUUGUCACAUUGUCAGUCUUAAUCAUCAUCAUCCUCUGUCCAUAAAGUGAAAAUAUAUAAAUAUUCUUCUGAUCACGCAUGUGACAUAGGAAGGGGAUCCUUAAAAACAUUUAAAUGAUCCAUCUGUAUAACAGUAAAUACUGAGCUUCACUGGCUUAGAGUGAGACUUGUAUAGAUUAUCUGUUAAUCCAUAAAGUACAUGCCAGAUUCAUGGCAAAAAUACAAUGUUUGUAUGCGAGUCUUGAGUUGUAAAUGACACAUGAAUGUUUCAUUUAACUCCGUCUUAUAAACUGAACUUACUUCCCAUCUCCUU
Molecule: messenger RNA, 2633 nt
Organism: Cyclopterus lumpus (lumpfish)
Lineage: Eukaryota; Metazoa; Chordata; Actinopteri; Perciformes; Cyclopteridae
Gene: slc67a2
Product: major facilitator superfamily domain containing 9
Biological process (GO): transmembrane transport
Molecular function (GO): transmembrane transporter activity
Source: RefSeq, a predicted model, not a curated record